AUGACACUAAGCCUAUUCAACCAGUUCCUAAGCCCCUCACUCAUAUGAACCCCCCUGGCAGCCAUUGCCCUGGCCCUACCCUGAGCCCUCUUUCCACGCCAAACAGCCCGCUGGGUCAACAACCGACUUCUCUCCCUCCAAAGCUGAUUCCUAGGCCAAUUUACACAACAAAUUUUCUUGCCUAUUAACAACCCCGGGCACAAAUGAGCACUACUCUUAGCCUCUUUAAUGCUCUUUUUAAUUACACUAAACACAACAGGCCUCCUACCAUACACCUUUACCCCCACCACACAACUAUCUAUAAACAUGGGCUUUGCUAUCCCGCUCUGACUGGCCACUGUAAUCCUCGGCCUAUGAACCCAACCUACCCAAGCCCUUGGCCACCUUCUGCCCGAAGGGACACCCACUCCGCUCAUCCCUGUCUUAAUUAUCAUUGAAACAAUCAGCCUAUUUAUCCGCCCCAUUGCUCUCGGGGUUCGACUCACCGCCAAUUUAACCGCAGGCCACCUCCUGAUCCAAUUAAUUUCCUCCGCAACUUCCGUCCUCCUUUCAAUCCUACCUGCAGUAGCAACUUUUACUAUUACCCUCCUGUUCCUCCUCACCCUUUUAGAAGUGGCAGUAGCCAUAAUCCAAGCAUAUGUUUUCGUCCUCCUCUUAAGCCUUUACCUACAAGAAAACGUCUA
Xiphophorus maculatus (southern platyfish) is the source of this 683-nucleotide messenger RNA. The record is from the annotation of a RefSeq genome assembly. NCBI's taxonomy places the organism in Eukaryota, Metazoa, Chordata, Actinopteri, Cyprinodontiformes, Poeciliidae.